GUGACUGCGCACCGGGUGCGGGGGCACCGCUUUGUUGCCUGAGGGGGGUGACGGUGGAAGUUCGGGGGGGUCAGAGGCUACCGCUUGUCAGGACCCCCGGUCACCGUUGUUGCCGUCACGUCGCCCCAUAGUCUUCAGCUUAGGAGCCACACCCACAAGCAGCCAUGAGCGGCGGCGUGUACGGAGGAGAUGAAGUUGGAGCCCUUGUUUUUGACAUUGGAUCCUAUACUGUGAGAGCUGGUUAUGCUGGUGAGGACUGUCCCAAGGUGGAUUUCCCCACCGCUAUUGGCAUGGUAUUAGAGAGAGAUGAUGGAAGCACGUUGAUGGAAAUAGAUGGUGAUAAAGGCAAACAAGGCGGUCCCACCUAUUACAUAGAUACUAAUGCCCUGCGUGUUCCCAGGGAGAAUAUGGAGGCCAUUUCACCACUGAAAAACGGGAUGGUUGAGGACUGGGAUAGUUUCCAGGCUAUUUUGGAUCACACCUACAAGAUGCACGUCAAAUCAGAGCCCAGCCUGCAUCCUGUCCUCAUGUCAGAAGCACCGUGGAACACCAGAGCCAAGAGAGAGAAACUGACAGAGUUGAUGUUUGAACACUACAACAUCCCCGCGUUCUUCCUUUGCAAAACUGCAGUUUUGACUGCAUUUGCUAAUGGGCGCUCUACUGGGCUUAUUUUGGACAGUGGAGCCACUCAUACCACUGCAAUUCCAGUCCACGACGGCUAUGUCCUUCAGCAAGGUAUCGUGAAAUCCCCCCUUGCUGGAGACUUUAUUACUAUGCAAUGCAGAGAACUCUUCCAGGAAAUGAAUAUAGAACUCAUUCCUCCAUAUAUGAUUGCAUCAAAAGAACCUGUGCGUGAAGGAUCUCCAGCAAACUGGAAAAAAAAAGAGAAGUUACCACAGGUUACAAGAUCUUGGCACAAUUAUAUGUGUAAUUGUGUUAUCCAGGAUUUUCAAGCUUCAGUAUUGCAAGUAUCAGAUUCAACUUAUGAUGAACAAGUAGCCGCACAGAUGCCAACUGUUCAUUAUGAAUUCCCCAAUGGCUACAACUGUGAUUUUGGAGCAGAACGGUUAAAGAUCCCAGAAGGAUUAUUUGACCCUUCCAAUGUAAAGGGAUUAUCAGGAAAUACAAUGCUGGGAGUCAGUCACGUCGUCACUACAAGUGUUGGAAUGUGCGAUAUUGAUAUCAGACCCGGUCUCUAUGGCAGUGUGAUAGUGGCGGGAGGAAACACGCUAAUACAGAGCUUCACUGACAGGCUGAAUAGAGAGCUCUCUCAGAAAACGCCCCCGAGCAUGCGGUUAAAACUGAUUGCAAAUAAUACAACAGUGGAACGGAGAUUCAGUUCAUGGAUUGGUGGCUCCAUUCUAGCUUCUCUGGGCACCUUUCAACAGAUGUGGAUUUCCAAACAAGAAUAUGAAGAAGGAGGGAAGCAGUGUGUAGAAAGGAAAUGCCCUUGAAAAGUGUUCCUACUGCUCCACUUUCCCAUCUCCUUACGUUUCAUAGCUUUAGUACACUCAGGAAAAAAUGACCAUCUUUUGUAGAAUGUUAAUAUAUUUUUGCAUUUUUCAAUUUUCACUUAAAAAUUUUUAAGACUUUAACUGGCUGUAUAAAGUAAAAUUAGGUUGUGCUGUCCUUGAAAUGUACUUAUUCUUAUUACAAGCAUUUUAUAAUUUUGUAUAAAUGUCUAUUUUCUCUAAAUAUUUUGCUUUCAGUCAAAGGCUUUCAAACUCUGCUUAGUAUAUUAUCAGUGGAUUGGUAGGACUGCUUUUUAUUGAUGAAUAAAAUUUAUUGCCUAUGCUCUCUUUACCUUAGGCUUGCAAAUUUAAAUAAAAAUUAUUAGCCAUUCCAGAAGUA
Molecule: messenger RNA, 1851 nt
Organism: Phyllostomus hastatus (greater spear-nosed bat)
Lineage: Eukaryota; Metazoa; Chordata; Mammalia; Chiroptera; Phyllostomidae
Gene: ACTL6A
Product: actin like 6A
Exons: 14
Coding region: 165-1454 (429 amino acids)
Biological process (GO): nervous system development; regulation of transcription by RNA polymerase II
Cellular component (GO): SWI/SNF complex; NuA4 histone acetyltransferase complex
Molecular function (GO): chromatin binding
Source: RefSeq, a predicted model, not a curated record